Sungouiella intermedia is the source of this 723-nucleotide messenger RNA. NCBI's taxonomy places the organism in Eukaryota, Fungi, Ascomycota, Pichiomycetes, Serinales, Metschnikowiaceae. The record is from the annotation of a GenBank genome assembly.
AUGAAGGUCACCCUCUUUCUUUCCUCCCUUUUUGGUAUUGUUUGUGGGAAUUCCCUUCUUGCAUUGAUCAACCAAAUUGGUGAAUAUGAGAUCGCCAACAUCUCCAUGCUCACACCGAAGAUUCUUUCCAAAUACCCGUUGAUCAGAGUGGUGCACGACAAUUCAGUCAUUGCAUCUCAAUAUUUGUUGGAUUUAGUGGGAAAUUCCAACUCUCAGAGCUUAGUUGAUUUCGAGAGCCAGAACCUACUGGACGAUUUACGCAAGCACAAGUAUAUUCAAACCAAUCUUCCCACAUCCAACUCGCGAAUUGUGGAAUCGGAGUGGGAACCUAUGGAAGGAUGUGUUGACAAUUCAUUAUCUGACACUGUCACAACCAUAACUAGAACAAGUACCGUCAAUCUUGGUGAUGCAUUCGGUCCUAGAGUAUUCUUCAAGUUGUUGGGAUCCAGUGCAACACUCACACUAUCUGGAUCGUUUCUCCAUCUGACAGCAGAAAAGCUAUACUGUGACAUUGAACCAGGCCAAACACUUCAGAUCCAUCAUAAAACUACAAGUGUGCGGAUGGAUAGCUUGAAGCAAAGGAAAGUCGAAUUGACAGGUUUCUGGAAGAACAUCAAGUUUUCGGAAUGGGAGGAAAUAGAUCCAGAGAAUUCUGUCUUCCAGGUUGCGGAACAGAUUGCCUGUGUGACAGAUCCCGACCUCUUGAGAUGUUCUCUUGAGUAA